Acomys russatus (golden spiny mouse) is the source of this 1708-nucleotide messenger RNA. RefSeq names its product placenta expressed transcript 1 (gene Plet1). The record is from RefSeq and is a predicted model, not a curated record. NCBI's taxonomy places the organism in Eukaryota, Metazoa, Chordata, Mammalia, Rodentia, Muridae. Gene Ontology annotation, biological process: negative regulation of cell-matrix adhesion; positive regulation of cell migration; wound healing, spreading of epidermal cells. The transcript is spliced from 4 exons. Bases 67 to 924 code for a protein of 285 amino acids. Gene Ontology annotation, cellular component: external side of plasma membrane; apical plasma membrane.
GAGUCUGCACUCCUAAGUCAGUCAGUCUUACUGCUCCCUGGCCCAGCAACCCAAACAGACAGGACCAUGGUUGUGCUCCGUUCCUUACUCCCACACCUGGGGCUGUUCCUGUGCCUGGCUCUGUACUUUUCUCCUGCCUUCUCUGCAAGUAAUAAUGACUCCUGUGUGAUCGUUGAUAAAGCCUCCGCCUCCGACAACUUGGAAAUCAGCACUAAGGCUAACGUCUCUGGUGGGAACACAGUCUAUACAGUGAAGGUCCCUGUGAACGAGUCAGUCAGCGCCGUCAUCCUGAAGGCAGUGAACCAGAGCAACGACUCAGUGGGCAUCUGGACUGGAAAGUUCGAGAAAUGCAAUGACACCAGUGUCUAUCGCUUGACACCCUCAAGCAGCACAGACUUCGAGGCGAUGUUGCAACUUCCCAAUUCCGAGGACGUGACUAAAAUCAACCUGCAAGUCUUCAUCGUCGUCAACCGCACAGCUGCAAUGGCAUCUGUGAGACUGAAUCAGUCAAUACCUGUAAUCUUGACCCCCACCCCACCUACGAUUUCUGAGACCAGCCAGACCACAGCUGAGACCAUAGCCAAGACCACAGCCAAGACCACAGCCAAGACAAUAGCCGAGACCACAGCCAAGACUACAGCCAAGACCAUAGCUAAGACCAUAGCCAAGACCAUAGCCAAGACCACAGCCAAGACCAUAGCCAAGACCACAGCCAAUGCCACAGCCAUGACCACAGCCAAUGCCACAGCCAUGACCACUGUCAAGACCACACCCAUGGUCACAGGCAAUGCCACAGUCAAGACUACUGCAAAGACCACACCUAUGACCCCAACCAAAAGCCUGGCUAUCAACAUUCUCGCCAGCCCCCUCACAGGUGCCCUCCACAUCCUGCUUGUUUUUCUCAUCAGCAAACUCCUCUUCUGAAGGAAACUGAGGAAGCAAAUCUCCAAGCUCCCAAACUCAUUCCAGGCUAGUACUUAAACACAUGUGAACGAAGGCUUUAUGUUCUCAGUGUGCAACGCCACCACCUCUGACCGCAGACCUGUGACACUCACUGGUGCAUUUGAAGGACACAAAUGUUUUUCUGGACCUUUCAGGGAACAAAUUCUGUUUUUUUGUAACUGCUUAGACCACCCUACUUGUGACCUGGAGUUCUGACUCUCAGGUUAACAUGUUGACAGUCAAUCUGAACUUGUGGUUCUUGCCAAAGGAUUCCCAUGAGCCUCCUGGGUUUCAGGGUGGGGAAGGAAUAUCCUUCUUUACUUUCAGGCUGACUUCAGAUUUCUGGCCAAACCUACUCAGGUUACAAAGAACUUCUGUGACUUAUGUGACUGAAGGAAAAAAAGAGAAAUGAGUGAUAAUCCUGUGGCUGCUAGCAGAUUCCCAUUGUGCCCAGACCAGUAGGUUUUGAAGAGUGAAAGCAUAUGAAAACUAUGCCUGAAAAGCCAAUGACAGGACACAUGACUUUUUUUUUCCUAAGUCAAAUAAAUGAUACAUUGAACAAGAAUAAUGAAUGUGCUAAAUUGAAAGUAAGCCUUGGGCAUGGAGGGAUGGCUCAGAGGUUAAGAACACUGUCUGCUCUUUCGAAGGGCCUGAGUUCAAGUCCCAGCAACCACUUUGGUGGCUCACAACCAUCUAUAAUGCGAUCUGGUGCCUUCUUCUGGUGUAUGGGUGUACGUGCAAGAAGAAUACUGCAUAUAUAAUGAUA